GCGAAGGCGGUACAAGCUUGAAGAGCUUCGUAAGUUUUGUUUUUUUUUAACUCGCGGCGCGUCUUCUCGUUGCCGGUCCAUCAUACAGCAUCGUUAAAUUUUAGUUGAACGUGUUCUGUGUAUGUAUGAUUUUAGUGGUGUAUACCUUUGUGGAAUAGAAGGAUAAUAACACGAUGGAAUUUAUAAACAAAUUAAAUAUAUCACUGGCACUACUAAUAGUCUUCACAGUUUUCCAAAGUGUACUGAGUAAACAUAAAAUUAGGCAUUACAAAGAUAGAUUUAAACGACAGCAAGGAGCACAUUUGUAUUUACCUGGAACCUACGUUACAGAUGGAGGAGAUGGACCCGAUAUUGGUCCUUGGUCAGAUUGGUCUUCAGCAAGUUCUUGUUCAAGAACUUGUGGAGGAGGUGUUUCAACACAACAUCGACAAUGUUUGGCACAACGGUGUCAAGGACCAACUACCAGGCAUUUUUCCUGUAAUACCCAGGAUUGUCCUGAUAAUAACGAUUUUCGAUCCCAGCAAUGUGCAGAAUUUAAUAGAGUACCUCACGAGGGAAUGUAUUAUGAUUGGAUACCAUACACCAAGGGAAAUAAUAAAUGUGAACUGAACUGUCAACCAAGACGUGAAAGAUUUUAUUAUAGGCAUAAAUUACAAGUCAUAGAUGGUACUAAAUGUGAUGACGAAUCAUCAAAUGUUUGCGUGCAAGGAAAAUGUCAGCCCGUAGGAUGUGAUAUGAUGUUAGGAUCUUCAAUGAGAGAAGACAAAUGCAGAGUUUGCGGAGGAGAUGGAAGUACUUGCACCACUUCAACCGGUUUACUGGAUUCAAAAGAUUUUCGAGAAGGUUAUAAUGAUAUUUUAUUAAUUCCUCGAGGUGCAACCAAUAUUAAAAUUAUCGAAGAAGCACCCUCUAAUAAUUACCUUGCUGUUAGAAAUACCACCAAUCAUUAUUAUCUUAAUGGAAAUUGGAGAGUGCAUUCCCCAAGAUCAAUUAAUUUUGCUGGAUGCAAAUUUAUUUAUUCCAGGCAUUCCAAAGAUCUAUCUGCUAUAGAUGAAUUAUAUUGUUUGGGUCCAAUAGAAGAAUCUUUGUUUAUUGUGCUUUUAUCCCAAGAACCCAACGUGGGUGUCAAAUAUGAAUAUAGUUUUCCCAAUAAUGUUGCUCCAGGAAUUGAAUCAGAAACAUAUGCUUGGACUUUUGGGGAAUAUAGUCCAUGUAGUGCAUCGUGCGGUGGAGGAGUCCAAACGCGAAAUGUUAGUUGUGCUGGAAGAAAAUCUUUACAACCUGUCGAAAUAAAUUUAUGCCAAUCCAUGUCUGAACCACCUUCAUCCCAAAGAUGUAACGAAAUCCCAUGUGAAGCUCAGUGGGUAGCCUAUCCUUGGGGAAGAUGUUCAUUGCCUUGUGGUAAAGGAGGAAUGCAAACAAGACAAAUUGUUUGUCAAAGAAUUGUUGCUAAAGGAUUGCCAUCUCAAGUUCCUGAUGAUGAUUGUAAAAAUCUGCCGAAACCUUCCACCCAGCAAAGUUGUAAUACUGAUACUAAAUGUGCCCGAUGGUAUAUAGAACCUUGGAAGCCGUGUGAUCAUUUGUGUGGUGAUGGCAAACAAACAAGAAAAGUUAUAUGCUAUGUACAAAAAGAAGAUGGAAAAAGAAAAGUUCUUGCAGAUACAGAAUGUGAACAAACUGAAGCAAAACCGCCUACUGAACAAAAAUGUAAUCUAAGACCAUGUGAGGGGGUCGAUUGGAUAACUUCUGAAUUUAGCGGGUGCAACACAAUUUGUGGGUUGAAAAGUGAAACCAGAAAAGUUCAGUGCGCAAGUAGCGAUAAUAAAAUUUAUUCUGAAUCUUUUUGUGAUGCUGAAAAUAAACCUAACACAACCAGACCAUGCAAUUUAACCAGCUCUUCGUGUGAUUUUUUGUGGUACGCAUCCCAAUGGAGCGAGUGUUCAACUAAUUGUGGUGAAGGAGUUCAAACUAGAACAAUUUUUUGUGGUACCGUAACGGCAAAUGGAGUGGAAAAGGUUGAUGAUUCCAAUUGUAAUCAAACGAUAAAUCUUAAGUUUGAAAGAUCCUGUACUGGAAAAUUGACAGAGUGUGAAGCGGAAUGGUUUAGUGGUCCUUGGUCAGAAUGUUCCAAAUCCUGUGGAGGAGGUGAAAAAACUCAAAAAGUAGUCUGUAUAAAAAAUAAUGAGGUUGUUGAUACCCAAGAGUGUAAACUUGAGAAAAUACUAUUUUCCACUAUCGAAUGUAACACUCAUGCUUGCUCAGAAGAUACAAUUAUACCUUCUGAUGUGACACAAGAUGUAGAUGAAUCAGAACCCGAAGCUACCACUAUUUCAAGUACUGAAGAAUAUGAAAUUGUUGAAGCUAACACAUGUGAAGGUGGUGUAUGGGUUACUGAGGAAGAAGUUGAUGUGACGAAGUUAUCGGUGGUGGAAAGUAAAAACGCAGAACAUACCAGUUCAGUAUUUUCUACAGACGACUUAAUGCUUAGUGAUGGAACAAUGAGUACUGAUACUGAUUUUUUAACAAGUGAAAUUGGAUCAGGUGAUACGAAAAUAACAAACUCUAUUCAAGAAUUCUUUCCAACACCAUCAAUUAAAAACACCGACGAUAUAUCCACGAUUAAAGAAGGAUCUGGUGAUGAAUCCACCAUUACUGAUAUAAAUCUAUCGACAAAAAUAUAUAGUACAACAGACUUUGCAAUUACAGAAAACGAAAGUAAAACAAAUUCUGAAAGUACAAAUAAAAUGACAGAUACUGAUUUCACAACUAGUGAAGCAAAUGACCUCAGUUCUACAGAAAAUGUUACGUAUACUUCAACAAUUGAAUCGUACAGUACCACAGUUGACACUACUAAAACCACAAUAGAUGGUACAGAAACAGCAAAAAAAAAUACAGAAAUUACAAUAGCUAGUACAGAAACAACAAUAGAUAGUACAGAAACAACAAUAGAUGGUACAGAAACGACAGAAGAUGCAACAGAAACAUCAAACGAUAGUACAGAGACAACAAUAGAUAGUACACAGAGUACUGGUACAGAAAUAACUGCUUUUACAGAUUCAAUUUCUACAGAAAGUGAUAAUACUGAAACAACAACUGAAUUAAGUACUGAGUUUACUUUAAAAUCAACAGAACUUUCAAGCUCUAAAGUUACAGAAGCAUUUGAAGAACCAUUUUAUAAAAAAACUACAGCUAAGGGUAGGAGUAUUAGUACAAAUACGGAUUAUUUUUCACAAGCUACAGAUAUUUCUGGAACAACUGAUAUAGAUUCCAAAUAUAGUAGCACAAGCUGGUUUGAAUCUACUGAAGCUUCAACAACAGAAAUAACUGGAUCUACUGAAGUCUCUGGUACAACAAUAGAAUUUACAGAAACUACUGAUGUUUCUGGCACAACAAAAGAAUUUACCGAGACUAAUGACGUUUCUGGUACAACUAAAGAAAUUACUGAUUCCAACAGCUUUAGUGAAAUUACAGAGUCGACUGAAUUUAUUCAAAGUUCCACUGGUGUAUCAGAAUUAACUACAGAAACUUCUAGUUCUGAAUAUGAUAUAUGGUCUUCAACAACUAAAUUAACACAACCAACUGAAACAAGUUGGGAUACUACAUCAAUUACUGAGUUAUUUACAACUGCAAGACCUAGAAUGUGUAAAAGAAGAAAGCUUGGAAAAUCUUGUAAAACUACACAAUUUGGGUGCUGUUUGGAUAAUAUUACACCUGCCUCAGGACCAUUUGAAAAAGGUUGUCCAACUCCAAAAAUUUGCAAAGAGUCCAAAUAUGGCUGUUGUGAAGAUGGCGUAUCGGCUGCUUUGGGUACAAAAAACAUGGGAUGUCCAAAAUCUCAAUGCAAAGAAACAUUAUUUGGAUGUUGUCCAGAUGGUAAAACUCCAUCUAAUGGAAAUAAUAAUGAAGAUUGUCCUCCUAAAUGUGCUUCCUCUAAUUAUGGAUGUUGUAAGGAUAAUAUUACAAAUGCUAAGGGACCUAAGCAAAAAGGAUGUGAACCACCUAAGACACCAUGUAACAAAUCUAAAUACGGGUGCUGUCCUGAUAAUAAAAAUACUGCUAAAGGAGAAAACUUCAAGGGUUGUGAUAUAUUUAAAGACAAUUGUAAAGAAUCCUACUUUAAAUGUUGUCCAGAUGGCAAAAUAUCUGCCCAAGGUCCAAAAUAUGAAGGAUGCGAAUUAUCAUGCUCCAACACAACAUAUGGGUGCUGUGAUGACCUUGUUACUCCUGCUCAUGGUAACAACAAAGAAGGUUGUUGCCUAAGCGGAUCAUUUGGUUGUUGCCCAGACAAUAUUACCCCUGCUAAAGGACUUAAUUUAGAAGGAUGUGGAUGUCAGUACUUACCAUAUGGUUGUUGUCCAGAUAAUAAGACCCCAGCUAGAGGGCAUGCCAAUGAAGGUUGUGGAUGUCAAUUUACUGAAUUUGGUUGUUGUCCAGAUAUGUAUACUCCUUCAAAUGGUCCUGAUUAUGAAGGUUGCUUGUGCCAUACCUUUCAAUUUGGUUGUUGUCCGGAUGGUAAUACAACAGCUAAAGGGCCUCAUCAACAAGGUUGCGGAUGUCAAAACUCUGAAUAUAAAUGCUGUUCUGAUGAUAAAAGUCCUGCUCAAGGCCCUAAUAUGGAGGGUUGUGGGUGUGAGUCAACUAAAUAUGGUUGCUGUCUUGACGGUGUAAAUACUGCCACUGGUGAUAACUUUGAGGGUUGCGAAAAUGUCCCAGUAAAUUUGCAAGAUAGUUGUGCACUCCCAAAAGAACGAGGAUCUUGUAGAAAUUAUACCGUUAAAUGGUACUUUGACAUGGGUUACGGAGGAUGCUCAAGAUUUUGGUAUGGAGGUUGUGAUGGUAAUAAUAACAGAUUUAAAAGUAAAGAAGAAUGUGAUGGAGUUUGCGUUGUUCCACAAGGCACAGAAAGGUGCAACCUACCGAAAAUGGCGGGACCUUGUGAAGGGUAUUAUCCUAAUUGGUAUUAUGAUAAAGAAAGAAAAUAUUGCACACAAUUUAUUUAUGGAGGAUGUCUUGGAAAUAAUAAUAGAUUUGAAACAGCAGAAGAAUGCAAUAAAUUAUGUGUUAAAGAUAAUACAGUUGAUGCCUGCGAACAAACAAAAGAAGAAGGUCCUUGUCGUGGACAGUUUAAAAGAUAUUAUUACGAUCAAGAUUCAAAACAAUGUAAAGAGUUUAAUUACGGCGGGUGUAAAGGAAAUAGUAAUAACUUCCAAACUUUAAAGGCAUGCAAUCAACAAUGUACAAAAUCAGACAGGAAAAAAGAUCACUGCUCUUUACCAAGAGCUCAGGGUAACUGUACUCAAAAGGAGCCAAAAUGGUAUUAUGAUACACCUGAAAAACGUUGUAUUCCAUUUUACUACUCUGGUUGUAACGGUAAUCCAAAUAAUUUUGAUAAUAAAGAUGCAUGUGAAAGAGAUUGUCCACUAGAAAUUGUCAAAGAUACAUGUCACUUACCUGCUGAAACAGGGGAAUGCUCAAACUACACAGGUCGUUGGUACUUUGAUACAAAAGAAAAACAAUGUCGUCAAUUUUAUUAUGGAGGUUGUGGUGGAAAUAAAAAUAACUUUGAAAAUCAAAGAGACUGCGAAGAAAGAUGCGCAGUUGAAAGGGAACCACCCACUGAAGUACAAACCCCCAAUUAUCCAGAAUCCGAAAUAUUUAGGACAGAAUCUUGCUUUUUACCACAAGAAAUUGGUCCUUGCAAGGUUGCUACUCGCCGAUACUUCUAUGAUAGAUCAGAUGGCGUUUGCAAAGGAUUUACUUAUGGAGGUUGUGAAGGCAAUCAGAAUAAUUUUAAAACCGCUGAGGAAUGCAAUGAACAGUGUGGGUCUGCACAAGAUUUAUGUAGGUUACCACCAGUAGUUGGACCUUGUAAUGGAGAAUAUGAACAGUACUAUUAUGAAGAAGCAAGUGAUAGUUGUAAAACUUUCUUAUUUGGAGGAUGCGACGGAAACUACAAUAGAUUCGCUGAUAAAAGUUCAUGUGAGCAAAGAUGUAGAAAGAAAAGACCAGAUGAAUAUACUACCCGGGAACCAGCCCCAGCACAAGUUCCUGCUGAAGAAUAUGCUAUGUGCUAUGAGCAAAUUGAUACUGGAAACUGUACAGAAGAAUACAAUGCAUUCGCCUUCGAUAUAAACUCACAAAAAUGUGUUGUUUUUACUUAUACCGGAUGUGGUGGCAACAAUAAUCGUUUUAAUAGUGAAGAGCAAUGUUUACGACAAUGUGGACAUUUUAGAGGACAAGAUGUUUGUAAUUUACCUAAAGAUCAAGGUCCAUGUAGAGGAUACUUUAUAAAGUAUUACUAUGACAAACCAUCAGGCUCAUGUCAAGAAUUUGCAUUUGGAGGAUGUAUGGGAAAUGGAAAUAGGUUUAGUUCUCCCGAAGAAUGUCAAACCAUUUGUGUAAGCCAUCAAGAAAGCAGGCCUAAUAUUACUGCCACAGAUGUAUGCAAACUUCCCCUUGAUCGUGGUAAUUGUCAAGACAGACCAUAUAACCAUUGGUAUUUUAACUACGAAAAAGGAGAUUGCAUUGCUUUUGACGGAUGUGGUGGCAACUAUAAUAACUUUAUAAGCUAUCAAUCUUGUAUUGAUUAUUGUGGGGAGUUAAUUCACGAACAACAUGAACAAACUUCAAAUAAUGUUGAUGAUCAAUGCAUCGAUUAUUAUAAUGAGUGUUCAACUAUGAGAUGUCGUUAUGGAAUACAAGCAUAUGUCGAUGAAAAUACAUGCAAUAGGUGUAAAUGUCAUGAUCCAUGUGAAGGAUAUUCUUGUGCAAAUGAAACAAGAUGUGCAAUAGAUUUAAACAGAAGCGAAGACAAUGAUGGAAAUCAGUUCGUUGCCAUUUGUAGGGAAGAAAACAAAAAAGGAACAUGCCCAUACUACCCUUCAGACGAUUUAAAUUGUGACCGAGAAUGCAAUGAUGAUGCUGAUUGCUCAUUAACCCUUAAGUGUUGUUCAACUGGAUGUGGAUCAGUGUGUAUGGAACCAGAAUUUGCACCUGGUCAAUUGAUGACACCAUGGCCUACUUACACAGAUAAACCUAAUGAAGAAAUUGUUAAAUCUCCCACGGUUAAUGUAACAGUUUUUAAACCAGAAGUCCAAGGAUUAAUUGGUGAUCACGUCGUAUUAAAUUGUGCUGUGACUGGAAAUCCAAACCCUCGCAUAACUUGGAGUAAAGACAAUGUUAUGAUUGAUGGUAAACAACCCAGGUACAGAAUUAAAUUAGAUCAAACUUUACAAAUUAUAACACUACAUGAAACGGACUCAGGAGUUUAUUUAUGUACAGCUGACAAUGCUCACGGGGAAAAAAUAACAAAUGAAAUUAGAUUGGACGUUGCAAAUUCAGAACCUAGACCAGCUAGUGUUUUGGAACAAGAUGAACAACCUAAUGUAGUUAUUUCUUUAAAUGCACCUACAACACUUGAUUGUUUUGCUCUUGGUUUUCCAUAUCCUGAUGUAACUUGGUGGAAGGAUAAUAGCAUGAUUCCUUUGCAAAAUAGAGACUUCGAAGUUCGAAAAGACUAUUCCUUACAUAUUAAUAACGUAAAACUGCAUAAUCUUGGAGUGUACACCUGUCAAGCUUACAAUGGUGUAGGAAAGGCUGCUAGCUGGGCUGUUACUGUUAAGGCUCGGGGUCCUUUCUAUAGUAAUGAUCCCAAAGAUGCACAAUAUUUGCAAUAUAUUGUUAAUCCACCUGACGAACCCUCCUAUACCUAUAAACCAAUAAUAGAUACAACUUCAUAUCCCAAUUAUGUUCUUACUCCUGAUCCAUAUUUAACAGCUACAUACCCCGAACUUGACCCAAAUGAAAUUUCACCCACUAAUACGUAUUACCCGGAUAUCCAAAUUGUUCCUGUAAGUGUUAAUACGCCGUUGGAAAGUGUAACAAGUGUAACUGGAGCAGAUAUUACAAUUCCAUGUGAAGUUCGAGGAAAUCCACAACCCAAAGUGGAAUGGUAUAAAAAUGGGAAUGCCUUAUACACAUCUAAUAAAAAUAAAAUCUUAGGUAAUAAUACUUUAAUGAUCUAUAAUGCUGACCUAAGUGAUUCGGGAGAAUAUACAUGUGAAGCCGUAAAUUCAAUAUCACAAGACUCUAAGAAAAUUUAUGUAUCUAUAGAAAGUAUUCGUCCAGAUUGCCAGGAUAACUCAUACUUUGCCAAUUGUCGACUUAUAGUUGAAGGAAAAUACUGUAAUCACGCCUUUUACUCUAAGUAUUGUUGUCGAUCAUGUACGCUAGCAGGAUAUAAAGUUUAAUUUAAAAUAGAACUAGUCGCAAUAUAUUUUAAACUUAUAAAUACCUAAUUUUAAAAAUGUCUUGUUUUGUAAUUUAUUUUUUAUAUCAUUAUAAUAUGAAGACUUAUAAAAUGUAGAUAUUUUUGUCUUAUACUCGAUUAUUUUGUGCAAUUUUAAUGUGGUUUGUAAAUAAAUGUAAGUUUAAAUUUAAGUAGGUACCUAAAUAAUAUCUUUUGUAAAAUGUUUUUAAUUAUUCAAAAAC
Molecule: messenger RNA, 8490 nt
Organism: Brassicogethes aeneus
Lineage: Eukaryota; Metazoa; Arthropoda; Insecta; Coleoptera; Nitidulidae
Source: the annotation of a GenBank genome assembly